GAUACUGGUAUAUAAACCCUAUGCAGUGUCACUGAGCACACACAGACUGCAUCUUUGGACAUACCUGACAGUUUCUACUAAUCCCACAAUGAUCUCAUUUGUUUUCUUAUGUAUGAUCGUGUGCGCAUAUGGGGCGUCGGUACAAUCACCCAACGAACAAAUACCAAUUGUGCGCUUCGAAACGGAUGGACCGCAUGUUGAUGGUUCUUACAAAUGGCUAUACCAAACUGGCAAUGAAAUAAACGCAGAGGAAUCUGGAUAUGUUAAAAACUUCGGAAAAGGGGAGGGUGAGGAGGUUCAGGUGGCGGAGGGGAAAUUCAGCUACAAGGCGCUUGACGGUACUCCUAUUGCCUUGACUUAUAUUGCUGAUGAAAAUGGCUUCCAACCACAGGGAGACCAUCUGCCCACACCACCGCCGAUUCCAGCAGCAAUUCAAAGAGCACUCGAAUAUUUGAAGACCUUACCACCAACGCCAGCGGCCAGCAAUUUGCAACCACAGUACCAAUCCCCUGGCGCGAAAAAUAGAAGAUUUUAAACCCACUUGGACCAUUGACUGAAGAUUUUUCACAUUCAUUAUUGUAAAUAUCGCAAUCAUCAUUAUUAGAAUUACUUGAGUAACAUUUUUAAGAGUUAAUAACCUAUAUUGUAUAUGUAUAGAGAAAAGAAUAGCUUUUUUUCUGUUAAUGUGUAUAAAUAAAGCUACUUACUGUCUUCUAGUUGUAUGAACACGAUACCUUUUUUAUUCCGAUGAUUCUACUGUCCGUUAUUUGUAAAAGAUGUCAAAUUAAAAAAGCGGUGUAUUGUUAAUUUUUCCACUAGAUAUACUUUAAAAUAAUUAUCUAUAAAUUCAUUUUAUUAUUAUUAUUAAUAUUAUACGUCAGAUUUCAAUGCUACAAUCAUUGAAAAUUUAAAUCCUUCUUUAUGGUUGGAGUCAUUUCAUGAUAAUUAUUUUUAAUAUUAUUAAUUAUAAAUGUGCACCAUGGCAAGAUGUUACAACACUACACAUUUUCGUUAUUUUCGGUACAAAUUAACAAUUGUAAUUAUGAUUUUCGUGUUUCUUUUUUUAAGUAAAUGAAUAAUUCGAUUAUUUAUUCGAUUAGGGUUCUAUAAAAAUUAUUUUGCUCCAAGCACCGUAAAUUUCGAUAUUUGUAUUUAAUUAUAAUAAUUAAAGAAGAUAACCAAUAACUAAUAUACAUAAGAGCACAUAUUAUUCUUCUUUAUUAAUUCUUCGAUGUUAAAUCUAUAAAAUCUAAAUUAAAGUUCUGAAAUAUA
Molecule: messenger RNA, 1272 nt
Organism: Colias croceus (clouded yellow)
Lineage: Eukaryota; Metazoa; Arthropoda; Insecta; Lepidoptera; Pieridae
Gene: CPR33
Product: endocuticle structural glycoprotein ABD-4-like
Exons: 4
Coding region: 89-535 (148 amino acids)
Cellular component (GO): chitin-based extracellular matrix
Molecular function (GO): structural constituent of chitin-based larval cuticle
Source: RefSeq, a predicted model, not a curated record